Chiloscyllium plagiosum (whitespotted bambooshark) is the source of this 3467-nucleotide messenger RNA. Its product is annotated as fizzy-related protein homolog. Gene Ontology annotation, cellular component: anaphase-promoting complex. Gene Ontology annotation, molecular function: anaphase-promoting complex binding; protein binding; ubiquitin ligase activator activity. Gene Ontology annotation, biological process: anaphase-promoting complex-dependent catabolic process; positive regulation of anaphase-promoting complex-dependent catabolic process; positive regulation of ubiquitin protein ligase activity. The record is from RefSeq and is a predicted model, not a curated record. NCBI's taxonomy places the organism in Eukaryota, Metazoa, Chordata, Chondrichthyes, Orectolobiformes, Hemiscylliidae.
ACUCCGCCCCUCGCUGAAAGACACGGGCCGAACACCAUUUCAGGACAAUGACAUCCUGCUACUCUGCAACUUUAACAAGUGCAUUCUAGCUUACCGACAACUCUAUUUGUUGUAAAUUCACAAACGCAAAGAUUUGGCUAUAUGUGACAGUAUUUCAUCUGGAUUCAGGAGUAUUUUACCUAUUUCCGAUAACCACCACUAGAUAUUACAGCUUUGAAAACACCCCCGCUGAGACAAGAUGUAUCUUUAAUACGCUUCCUGAUUUGAACUGCCAUUUCCUCAACGUUCACCUGCUGCAAGACAGAUGAUCGACAGUGAUGUCUCAGUGCCUGACACAGGAAUGCAAGUUAGGACAGGCUGCAAGGUGACCAGGACUUCGUAUCCUCUGAGUGACAGUGUUAUCUGCUCUGGUGCCCCCAAUUCCUUCCACGACUUGCAUUGUCAUAAGAAUGGACCAAGAAUAUGAGCGAAGGCUACUUCGACAAACACAUUUCCAAAAUGUCUCUGAGAAUAUGCUUUCCCCAUCUGCCUUGAGCACACGACCAGUAACCUCAAAUUCGCCAGGAAUCCUUCCUCGUAAGACAGGAGACCGUUUCAUCCCAACCAGAGCAAGUUCAAACUGGAGCAUCAACUUUCAUGCUAUAAAUGAAAAUGGGAAGUCUCCCAACCAGAAUCGAAAAACGAAGGAAGCAAACUCUGAUAGUGGGAAAGACGGUGUAGCAUAUGCUGCCUUAUUGAAGAAUGAACUAUUGGGAGCAGGCAUUGAGAAAGUGAGCGAUCCUCAGACUGAAGAUCGGAGAUUCCAGAUGCCAAUGCAGGAGCAAAGGAAUUUAUUCAGAUAUGCCUUGAGCACAAAGAGGUCCACUACUGAAAGUGGAAAUGAGAUUUCUCCAUAUUCAUUGUCCCCCGUAAGCAAUAAAAGUCAAAAGUUGUUGAGGUCGCCACGGAAACCAACAAGAAAAAUUUCAAAGAUUCCUUUUAAAGUUCUGGAUGCUCCAGAACUGCAGGAUGAUUUUUACCUCAAUCUAGUGGAUUGGUCAGCAGCAAAUGUUCUAAGCGUUGGUCUUGGUGCUUGUGUUUACUUGUGGAGUGCGUGUACCAGUCAGGUCACAAGGCUGUGUGAUCUCUCCAUUGAUGGUGACUCUGUUACAUCUGUUUGUUGGAAUGAGAGGGGGAAUUUUGUAGCCGUGGGUACCCAUAAAGGAUAUGUGCAGAUCUGGGAUGCAGCAGCUGGGAAGAAACUGAGCUCUCUUGAUGGACAUUCCGCUAGAGUUGGGGCUUUGGCCUGGAAUGCUGAUCAACUCUCGUCAGGAAGUCGGGACCGUCUCAUUCUACAGAGAGAUGUGAGAACACCCCCACUUCAGAUGGAACGGCGAUUACAGGGCCACAGGCAGGAAGUCUGUGGUUUAAAGUGGUCUCCUGAUCACCAGCACUUAGCUUCAGGGGGCAACGAUAACAAGCUCUUUGUAUGGAAUAAUUCCAGUUUGAGCCCAGUCCAGCAAUACACAGAACAUUUAGCAGCUGUAAAGGCCAUUGCCUGGUCCCCUCAUCAGCACGGCCUUCUGGCAUCAGGAGGGGGCACUGCAGAUCGCUGCAUCCGUUUCUGGAACACACUGACAUGCCAGCCUCUGCAGUGUGUCGACACAGGCUCUCAAGUCUGCAAUCUUGCCUGGUCUAAGCAUGCAAAUGAACUGGUUAGUACACAUGGCUAUUCGCAGAAUCAGAUUUUAGUGUGGAAGUACCCAUCCUUAACACAGGUUGCCAAACUGACAGGGCAUUCAUAUAGAGUGCUUUACCUGGCCAUAUCACCUGAUGGAGAGGCAAUAGUGACAGGAGCAGGUGAUGAAACUCUACGGUUUUGGAAUGUUUUCAGUAAAACUCGUUCAACUAAGGAAUCCAAAUCUGUCCUUAACCUUUUUACAAGGAUACGGUAAAACUGCCAAGAAGAACAGGUGUUUCUUAUGAAACGGAUUCCCUCAAUACAAUCAGCAGUAAAGUUCAUCAGAACAAACAUAACCUCCUCUUCACUGUUUUUGUUCAAGUGGUCAAUGCACUUUCAUUUACUAAGUUUUGAGAUUAAUUGGACAGAAGACUGUUGGGACAUUACUAAUUCAUCUCAACACCAAGAUGGAUGAAAGAAAUGCAAAAGGAGUGUGGAGUAAAAGGAGAAAGUUCACUUUAUAUGUAUCUAUUGUACAAUAUGUACAGAAGCUAUUUAUUGGACUGAGGAUGACCUUUGAUGCUGUCUUAAUGUUUGCAUGGAACUGGAGUGUGGGAAUAGAUCCAGAAGUCCUCCUAAGUCUUUUAUAGAAAAAAAAACAUGAAAAGUAUUUACAUAGUGUGUCUUGGAUAUCUGAAAAGGAAGGUACUUUUUUUUUUAGAAAUUAUCCACCCCCAUUCUAUGGAAUCAUUUCAGUAUUUGCUUCUAGAGCUGAGAAGUUUAAAUUUCUGUAAUUUACCUUGCACUUAUGAAACUUGUUCAUUGAGAAAAGUCAUUACAAAUGGGAGCCAUAAUUAAAAUUCAUAUUUAACAGGAAAGUUUUAAUUUUCAUUUAUUAAAUACUCACUGGUUCAUUGAACAGAAUUGGCAAUUUGUAGCUGGCUGUAGUUGAGACUGAAUCAGGGUGUUGGUUCACUUUUACACAGGUUUCACUGUGUUACUGAAGAAAUUCAUUAGAACCAUUGUUUACAUUAUAUGCAUCCGACAGUUAGGUUGACUUGUAUACAAACUGCUCUUCUAACCCGCACACUCAUUCACCAUGCUAUAAAUUGGCACAGAUAAAUAUCUCGUUCUUUUCCCUUUUUAAGUGAACCAUGCAACCCAGUAUGAGGUGUUGGAAGAAAGCCAAAGUUGUGUUUUAAAACAAAAUUGGUAUUGUUCCACGACAUUCUCUGCCUAUGGAGGGUGUGUGUUCACAUUUUCAUGCGGAAAAAAAUUAUCUUCAUCUCAGUACCAAAUGGUCUACUGUAUAUUAUUAAGCUGUGAUCCAUGGUCUCAGUCACCAGCAAUUACCACAUCUGGUCCUCCCAGAAUUUUAUACUUUUUGGAGAUCAAAUCAUAACUGCAGGGGAUGCACUGAACAUGCAGGAGCACUGCCAGUGAUGCUACAGAUAGCUGUUUACACUAGCUGUAUCAUCUUAUUUCUUUGAACUUGAUACUCCUUUAGGUUGUUUUUAGCAAUUUAAAAGGCAAUCUACGUUACAUCCAACAGUUCUCUGUCCCUAACAUAGUGUACUUCUUAGUGCUUCAGAUGUUCUUAGUUCAGCAUUGAAAAUAAUGCCAUUUUGAUUAGGUACCAGCUUUUCUGCAAAUGCCAGCCUAUGGGAUAAGCACAGAAGCCAUCUAAAGAAUAAAUGCAAUACUGGGUAUAAGUAGAGUGUUACUGUACAUUUGUAAUUUAGUUCCUGUGCUCCAAGCUCUCUUGCCAGCUAAUCUGAAAUUAAGCCAGUCUGUUCAAGCUAUGCAU